AUGAGUUUAGUAAAUUCCUUUUCUUCCUCGAAUAAUAUUCAUUAUCCGUCGGAAAGUAUCGACUUGUCUAUAAACCAAUAUCGCCAUUUUAAAGCAAUCGCCGCCGUUCAAAUUUCAAUUUCGAUGAUUUAUUGCUUGAUCAGAUGCAUUAUUUACCACCCGGAGAACAGCAGAAUACAAGCUCUAUAUGAUAAAGCAAAUUUGGUUGUUUAUGGAAUCGUGGGAAUGGCGAGUGGGAUUGUCGGAAUUAUCGGCGUCGAUUUAAAUCUGCUUUCUUGCUUUCAAACAUUUGCUGUUUUAUCCCUCGGUAUUUCAGUCUAUCUUUCGACGCAUAUUUUCUCUCUUUGGCUUUUGUCGUAUGCAUACUGCGUCUUCAACAAAGAAGCUUUCUGCCAGGGCGCUCACAUAGCCGGACUUAGUAUUUACUCGAUAAUGAUUUGGGCUCGGCAACCUGUGUGA
Molecule: messenger RNA, 459 nt
Organism: Oikopleura dioica
Lineage: Eukaryota; Metazoa; Chordata; Appendicularia; Copelata; Oikopleuridae
Source: the annotation of a GenBank genome assembly